Messenger RNA from Zea mays, 3381 nucleotides. Its product is annotated as DUF4378 domain protein. The record is from RefSeq and is a predicted model, not a curated record. Bases 484 to 3144 code for a protein of 886 amino acids. The transcript is spliced from 6 exons. Lineage: Eukaryota; Viridiplantae; Streptophyta; Magnoliopsida; Poales; Poaceae.
ACCGCGAGCAGAGCAGCAGGAGUAGUGAGCGAGGGAGGAACAUAGAAAGCGUCCUCCCCAUCUCCUCUCCUUUUCUCUCCCCUCCCCUAACCUCCCCUCCAAUCCGGCACCCUCCUCUCUCCUCACCCCACCUCACGCAGGCGGCAUUAAUGGAUUCCGCAGCCGCGGCCACCUCCCUCCGCCCCGCGUCCUCCCGGCCGCGGCGAGAGCCCUGACGUGACGCGCUUCCCCCCGCACGGAUCCUCCUCCCUCCACGCCGUCGUUUGCUCGGGGUGUUCGUUGGGGGAGAAGGAAAAGGUCGCUAACCUGUGAGCUUCCACGGCGACUCGGCGCGGCGGCCCAAUGCGGCUCGAUCCGGACUGCUCAACGCAGUGAUUCGCCUCGGGUUGGGCGCCGGCUCCGUGAGCCCCCACGCCGUUGACCCCACGCUGCCGCUGCUCCAGCGCCGCCGUCUCCGCCUCGGAAAGGUUGCGGUGAGGAGAAAUGGAUGUAGAGAAACCUGCUUCCAAGGCGCAUGGUUUCUUUGCGCUCUUCGAUUGGGGAAAGAAGUCUAAGAAGCGCCUGUUCGUCGGGAGCACCAGCAGUGAUCCAAAUCUGAAGGAUGCUGCAGAUGGGAAGGAUAUUGAUGAUAGUACACCAACAACAAGUACACGGUCAAAUUCUAUCCUUGAAGAUGCCCCAAGUUUGAAGGAAAGCAGUGAGCACAGCUGCUCAUCUUCAGUAAUUGAUGAAGAAGCUCAGUCAAGAAGAAGUCCGACUGUUGUGGCUAGGCUUAUGGGUUUGGAUUCUAUGCCCGCGGCAAGCUCACCCGAAUCCAAUCCCGUUCCAUUAACUGUGCAACCCCCUUUCCAACCCAACAGCCACGAGGAUUUGAUCGGCAGAAGUUAUGUUGGUAGUCCCCUUAAGAUGCCGGGUAGUCCUAUUGAUCGGUUUAAAAUGGAAGCACUGCCUCCAAGACUUGCCAAGAGGACACUAUCUGUCGCACAGUAUAAGUUGCUGUCUCCCAUGAAAAACCCUAACCAUAUAUCCAGCAGGAAUGCAGCUGAUAUAAUGGAAGCAGCAUCAAGGAUCAUCAGACCUGGAGUAGAAAAUAUCAGUUCUUACAGAGUUCACGAUGUUGGGAACACAAAUGCUGCACGUGCCUACAACCCAGGAGAGCUCAUAGGAGUCCAACAAAGGUCACAGAAGCUUAAUGAAGCACUGAGGAAACGUGAUGGCUCUGCGUCUUUUAGGCCGCCAAGUGGAAAACCUUCAGAUGGAAGGUUGAGAGGUUCGGAGGGCACCUCGUCUUCCAGGAUCUCACAGGCAAAUGGAUGUGCUCCAGUUGCUCCAAAGGUCAAACCCGGCAAUAGAUUAGAUACUGCUCGAGCUAUGCAUGCCCAGGAAAAAGGGGGGAUGAGAAAAUUUGGUAAAAAGCUUGAAACCCACAAGAACCCUGAAAAUAGCAAUGCUGAAAGAAGUGGGCUGAACAGACAAAAGGAUAGUAACCAACUGGGCACAAGUUCGUCUAGUGUGCUUGUGCCAAACAGCAGAAAACAGAAUGCUACAGUCACCAAACAUAAAGUGCACUCAAACCCAGCAACCCCCAGUAGGCAACGGAGCAAUAUUCACCAAAUAAAUGCCCAUCCAAGAAAAGCGAGGGCUGCCAACACAUUUGCUGGAAGCAGUAGUCAAGGUAGCAGAAAGGUGGACUUGCAGCCAGAUGCUCGUGCAAAUGUAAGAAAUAAUUCUGUAUCCAAAGCAAUCCCGAAGCCAAGAAGAUUACAAGACAGAAGAGUGUACUCUGAUACAAGCCAGUCAAGUGAUAGUAUUAAUUCUGACAGGAGCCAGAGGCGGAUUCGGCACAAUAUUGUGAUUGAUGAGCAGUCAUCUUUUUCAACAAACAAAAAGAAAGUCAGCACUGAGAUUGUUUCAUUCACAUUUACCUCGCCAGUUCAUAAGUCACUACAUGGCACCCACUUCCCCAAUCAUUCAGUGGAAAAACAAAUAUUAGGGAAUCAGAACACUGUGUCAACUUCAAGCAAUACAUCAAACACUAAACUUGAUGUCAUAGAUGGAAAAUUUUUGGGACUCCUGUUGGAGCAGAAAUUGAGAGAGUUGACAUCUGGUGUGAGAUCACCCUACACUAAACCAGCCGAAGGUGCUCAAGUGUACCACACUUCAACAGCUUUGGAAGAUAUGGCAUCAGCAUGUGAAACAUCUAGCAUUGCUUCUACUGAUUAUGAUAGGGAGUCAUUACAGUCUUUCAGUGAUGGAAAAGCUACUCUGCCCUAUACAAAUCUUGCUACUAGAAGUGUCCAGUCAUCUCAGCCUGUGAAGUACGAUCAUGGCGUCACGGACCGAUCAGAGCUCGAGCAUCUUGGCCAAAGCCCCCUUUUCACAUGGGAGGUUUCUAUUUCAACUGAAACCUGCAGCUCAUCAGAGAGCUGGAGGAGGCCUGCAAAUGGAGGAACAAGACUGUUCAGUUCGACCGAAGGAGCGACAACUUCUGAUUCGACGCGCUUCAACAAACUCCUAGAAGCGGACGCCUCUUCAGAAUACUCCGACACGGCCUCAUCAAUCACAGUGGCCACAGCAGAAAUCGCUCGAUCAGAAAGUAGCAGCUCGUGGCAUAUGGAUAGCAGACAGGAGGUGGAGUUUAUAAGAGAGAUACUGAACGCCAGCUCUCCCGCCCGCCGCAUCUCCUAUCUGGAGCGGUUCGGCAACGGCAACUCUUCGGGUAUUUUGGAUCCACAUCUACUGGAGGAGUUAAAUGGCGGCACUAGGCUGCUGGCCGGUGAAGAGGGCAAAGGUCACAGACUGAGGCGGAGGCUGCUCUUCGACUGCGUCAAUGAAUCGCUGAGCGUGAAAUACGCGCACUACUUCAGCGCCGGCUACAGCUUAUGGUUCACGGGGAUGGCGGUUCUGCAGAGCCUGUCGGCGGCAGAAAUGCAUCGGGAGAUGACGAGCCUGACGGUCGCCGAGGAGUGGAUGGUGGACGAGCUCGUGUACAGGGAGAUGAGUGGUCCUAUGGGGAGCUGGGUCGAUUUCAGGACUGAAGCGUACCAGGCCGGCGGAGACGUGGCGGCGGAGCUGCUGGGUUCCUUGGUCGAUGAAGCGGUUGCUGAACUUCUGACUUCCGGCGGCUCGUCGUCGUCUUUGUAGCUGAUGUUGGAUUGGAUUGGAUUGGGUCCCCGCGCUAACGAUACCAGUUGACAGCCGCAAGGUUUUUGCUCCAUGUAUUGUUCCUUGUUUGUAUCCUGUAUAUCGGUAGGUCGCUCGAGAAAUUCGUGUAGCGUAGCAUUCCUAAGAUGAAAUGUCACUAACUUACAAUUGUUCGAUGGUUGAUCGGUUUCCUGCCGAGAGUGGAAAGAAGAAACAUUCUUGACCUGUUCACUGUUC